Molecule: messenger RNA, 1956 nt
Organism: Glarea lozoyensis ATCC 20868
Lineage: Eukaryota; Fungi; Ascomycota; Leotiomycetes; Helotiales; Helotiaceae
Product: Ferredoxin reductase-like, C-terminal NADP-linked
Exons: 1
Coding region: 1-1956 (651 amino acids)
Biological process (GO): iron ion transport; intracellular iron ion homeostasis; copper ion import
Cellular component (GO): plasma membrane
Molecular function (GO): ferric-chelate reductase activity
Source: RefSeq, a predicted model, not a curated record
AUGAAUACAUCGACUGCCGUGGGUGGACAGCCUGUAUCAGUGGAGGAUGGCUUCCAUUUCGCUCUCACACGCUCGACCAACUUCAGCGGUACCGAACUGUCGGGAGACGAGCAAUGGGAGAGGAGGAAAAAGAUUGUCGCGGGGGUCUUCUUCAACAGACGAUUUGUUCCAACAUAUCACCUCGUCAUCCUGGGGGUAGUGUUCCUACUGUCUGUCGCCCACUGGUGGGCUUGGUCGAACAAAAGACGCAGUAGGAAGCGACAUAAUCGACGACGUGAAGCUGUCUACAACAAAAAAAUUGAGAACUCAAGAUCCGACCAAGCGUCUCCAGGCUCAAGCUUUAGCACAGCAAACCCUUUGGACAUAUCUCCCAGCUCUUCGAGCAGUAGCACGACUGACGAGCUGUCAAGACCAUCACCGAAGGAGCAAGACAAUGAAGAAACACCACUCCUCGGGGGUAGUCAAUCUCGGACCGCAUCAGGAAUGAUCCGGACCAGUUUAUUCUCGUUGAGAGCAGCUGCUAUGUAUCAACCAAGACCUAUUCCUGCGUUGAACAAAGUGCUACCUGCAAACGGUGCUUCCUUAGCUGUACUCGCUUUUAUUGGCUUGAAUAUAUUCUAUACGUUCUACAGAAUACGCCUCGAAAUUCAAGACUGGUUUGUCCUGGCCGACAGGGCAGGAAUGCUUUUCGCUGUCAACCUCCCGUACCUAUAUGUUCUAGGUGCCAAAAAUCAACCGUUGAAGAUUCUUACAGGACGGUCUUACGAAUCUUUAAACCUCUUUCACCGCAGGCUAGGAGAAGUACUUUGCCUGCAAGCCUUAUUGCAUGGGGUAGGUAUGAUGGUGUCCUGGUACUUGCUUAUCAGGCCCAAUGGAUUCGGCCUUGUUCGAUUCUUAACGGAACGCCUUAUUAUUUACGGCCUGGUUGCCUUUUUCGCAUAUGAGCUACUGUACUUGACGUCUUUAGCCAGCUUCCGUCAACGAUGGUAUGAGCUUUUCUUGGGCUCCCAUAUCAUUCUACAGAUCGUAGCACUUCUUUUCCUCUAUCUGCAUCACCCGACAGGGCGGCCAUACGUUCUGGCUUCGUUGGCUGUAUAUUUAAUAGACAGGUUAGUUUAUCGACUUGCUCUCAAGAGAACCACUCUGGAGGCCUACGCAACGAUCAUGGAAGAUGAUGAAACUGUCAAGCUAUCGGCUAGCAUUCGACUAGCACCGUCAGGAUAUUGCAGCAAACUGUUUGGAAAACAUAUUAAGCAUGGAUGGGAGGCAACUGAUCACGUAUUCGUCACUGUUUCAGCGCUGGCUCCUCAUCAUCGAUUGCAGGCGCAUCCAUUCACGAUUUUGUCUAGAGCGCCAACGUCAAACGAAGACGAAGCCCAACUCGUAUUGCUGAUUCGUGCCAGGGAUGGGUUCUCUGCAGAUCUACUCAUGCGAGCUCGCUCUCACAGAAAGAUGGCAAUUCAGAUUGAUGGUCCAUAUGGUAGUGAUCAUGCUCGUAGCGUCCUCGAGCAUAGUGAUCUCGCUAUUUUAAUCGCUGGAGGCAGUGGUAUCGCUGUUCUAUGGCCACUUGUUCACUACCUGCUGGAUAAUGCCGCGUGUGAAGAUGUGGAAAAUGCCUCACCGACUUAUCUUAAUAGGCCGAAAAUCGUUAUUGUUUGGGUCAUACAUAAAGGUGAGCAUAUUGAGUGGCUAGGAAGAGAAGUCCUCGCAGAUGCCGAGAAUAGGGGGGUAGAGAUCAUCAUUCCGAGGGCAACGGAGGAGGUUGGGCGCCCAGACUUGCAAGACAUCAUUCAACAGAUAGUGAGUGCUGAUGCGGCCGGAAGUCAUAAGAAGCAGAGCAUCGGCGUUGUUGCAAGUGGUCCUGAUAGUAUGGGUCGUCAAGUACGUAACACAUGUUCAGGAAUGGUCAGGAAAGGGGUAGAUAUCGAUGUCACAGUUGAGAAGUUCGGUUGGUGA